Molecule: messenger RNA, 891 nt
Organism: Eimeria maxima
Lineage: Eukaryota; Apicomplexa; Conoidasida; Eucoccidiorida; Eimeriidae
Product: replication factor C small subunit, putative
Exons: 11
Coding region: 1-891 (296 amino acids)
Biological process (GO): DNA repair; DNA-templated DNA replication
Cellular component (GO): DNA replication factor C complex; nucleus
Molecular function (GO): ATP binding; ATP hydrolysis activity; DNA binding
Source: RefSeq, a predicted model, not a curated record
AUGCUCAAGACAGCUGCUGACUCCAGACCAUGGGUGGAGAAGUACCGUCCACGGAAAGUAGCGGAUGUUUCGCAGCAGGCCGAAGCAAAGCGACUUCUCUCCCGCAUCAUUGAAACCGGCAAUAUGCCUCAUCUGCUGUUUUUCGGUCCACCUGGAUCCGGGAAGACGUCGGCGGCGUUGGCGCUUGUAAAGGAGCUUUUCGGCCGAGAAGAAGCCAAGACAAGACUGCUGGAGUUAAAUGCUUCAGACGAAAGAGGCAUUCGAGUUGUCCGUGAGAAGAUCAAAAAGUACACGAGGACCAAUACGCCCAAGGGGAAGAUAAACCCAGAAACGGGAAGGUGGGUGGGUGUGGGUGUGUUUCUGGGUGGAGAAAUGCCACCUUGGAAAAUUGUAAUACUUGACGAAGCCGACAUGAUGACGCCUGAUGCGCAGGCGGCCCUGCGACGUAUCAUGGAAGCACUGGCGAGAAACACCCGGAUCAUAGACCCUCUCUUCAGCAGGUGUUCUCCGCAUCGCUUUGAACCUGUGUCCGCUGAUGCACAAAUAGAACGUCUUCAGAUGAUCUGCAAGGCAGAAAACUUGAAUGUUGAGGAAGGGGCACUUGCUCGUCUGAUAGAUCUGACUUGUGGCGAUUUGCGGCGGGCAGUGAAUCUCCUACAGUCAGCAGCGGGUAUUCACCAGACGAUCACAGAAGAUGCGAUUCUUGAGGUUGCUGUCGUGAAUGAAAUUGCCGAAGAAGUGACAAAUCAGGGUUGGGAUGUCGCGCUGUUGCUGCAAGAGAUGGUGACAGAAGUUGUCAAGUCAGACAGUCUGUCGGAUUUGCAGAAAGCGACAAUACUUCACGAGCUCGGCUCCGCAGAGUUCGCCGUCUUGCAAGGCAAGCAGCCAUAG